Eleginops maclovinus (Patagonian blennie) is the source of this 2419-nucleotide messenger RNA. It is a transcript of the gene dhrsx, whose product is annotated as dehydrogenase/reductase (SDR family) X-linked. NCBI's taxonomy places the organism in Eukaryota, Metazoa, Chordata, Actinopteri, Perciformes, Eleginopidae. The record is from RefSeq and is a predicted model, not a curated record.
UGUUUGGGCGCUUUUAACUCUGCAAGGUAUAAAAUGAUCCCCCACAACUCACACCUCUCCCCCACAAGGGACACACAAUCAAUCGCAGCACAACAGCGACACCCAGUGGACUGUCCUGGGCUGCUACCACAUUUACAUAAAUGACUACCAAACCGUUUGAGACCCACUGAGAUAACUUAGACUAAAGUUAACUCUCUAAACUCUGGGAGAGUCCUUUACCUCACUGAGCUGUAGUUAUCUGAGCCUCUCAGUCUGACAGGAGAGGACUCUCCUCGACCUUGUUCUAGAGACAGAUCCUGAUAUCCGUUAGCGCAGCUAGCUCCAGAUGCUAACAACAACAAUUCAAUUCAUUCAUGAGAGCACGUGAUGCAUUCAGCCUCUGCAGCCUCUCUGCAGGACACACCCCGGAAGUAUCAUCGUGCAACACCUGGCAGAGAAGCAGCGUGAUGGCGCCGGUGUGGAAACACUUGUUGGCGUUUUACCUUCACUGCUAACAGCCUGCACAUUGUGCUAUCCCGUCAGCGUUGGUGAGUGCAGAGUUUCUGGACCAAACCUGAGGACAGCCGGGUUUCUUCACAUCAUCCUCGUCCUCUUCUUCCUCCACUCGUGAGCACACGUGAUGCAUUCAGCCUCUGCAGCCUCUCUGCAGGACACACCCCGGAAGUAUCAUCGUGCAACACCUGGCAGAGAAGCAGCGUGAUGGCGCCGGUGUGGAAACACUUGUUGGCGUUUUACCUUCACUGCUAACAGCCUGCACAUUGUGCUAUCCCGUCAGCGUUGGUGAGUGCAGAGUUUCUGGACCAAACCUGAGGACAGCCGGGUUUCUUCACAUCAUCCUCGUCCUCUUCUUCCUCCACUCGUGCCUCUGCUCGACAGUUAAUCUGCAGCGGUUGUGAUUUAUUGCGCAUGAUCUUGUGACGCAAAGUACCUGAGGCGGAACCAUGGACAGAUAAAUCCCAUGCAGGCGCCGAGCCGGACUCAUUUCUGUGGAGCACCGCUUCCGGGACCAGGCGGAGGGAUGUGGCUGCUGUCAGUGCUGGUGCCUCUGCUGCGGCUCUAUCUGUGCGGAAUAAAAGUCCUCAUCUAUCAGAUGUUCAACAAGUCCUUUAAACUUCCAGUCUUACCCAGGCAGGAUGGCAGGGUGGCCAUUGUGACGGGGGGGACCAGAGGGAUGGGUUUUGAGACAGCGAGACACCUGGCCAGCCUUGGCAUGCAUGUUAUCAUAGCUGGGAACGAGAAGGAGGAGGGGGCGGCGGCCGUCAGGAGGAUCCAGGAGGAAGGAAGCGAGAGGAAAGCUGAGUUCGUGUUCAUGGACCUCACCUCGCUGAAGUCGGUGCGAAACUUUGCCCAGGCGUUCAAACAGCGGCGCCUCCCGCUCCACGUGCUGGUGAACAAUGCGGGGACCAUGAUGGUGCCUGAGAGGAAGACGGAGGACGGCUUUGAGUUCCACUUUGAGCUCAACUACCUGGGCCACUUCCUGCUGACCAACCUGCUGCUGGAUGCCCUGAAGAGGUCGGGGCGGGGGGGGCGCUGCUCCAGGAUCGUCAACAUGUCCUCCGCUACUCACUUUGCAGGAGCGAUACACUUGGACGACCUGAACAGGAGUAUAUGCUACAGCUCCCAUGGUGCCUACUCGCAGAGCAAACUGGCUCUGGUGCUCUUCACCUACUACCUGCAGGAGCAGCUGACGGCCGGCGGCUUCCCGGUGAUCACCAACGCCGUGGACCCUGGCAUGGUGGACACGGCGCUGUACAACAACCUGUGGAGCCUCGCACAGGCGAUGAAGAAACCUGUGGCCAAGAUCCUGUUCAGGACUCCGGCAGAGGGAGCGUCCAUCUCCGUGUAUGCUGCGGCCGCCUCUGAGAUGGAGGGGGUGGGCGGCUGUUACCUGUACAACGGCCAGAAGAUGCAGUCCUCCCCCCCGUCCUACGACUCUGAGCUGCAGGCUGAGCUGUGGAAGAAGAGCUGCCAGCUGGUGGGUCUUUAGGAGGUCUGACUGUGCCUCCCACAGAGGGGGAGCUCCACACACUUUACCGUCCACACGCACACGUGCCUUUGCAGCUAUAAUGGAUUUCUGAAAUCGUCCCAUCAUGUAGGACACAGAUGCUAAUGCUAACUGUAGCGCACACUGUCUACAGUAUGUGGAGUAAAGUAAGCACUGAGGUAAAGACAUGCAGGAACUGAAGACUCAUCAUUAAUUCGAUGAACUUAGAAAUGAUCCACUGUAAGUAAACCAAGGUAAUAAUAAGACCUUUAGAAUGUAUUCAAAUCAAGUGUCUUAUUUAUUGAUUACAAUACGCACAAAUUGUUUACAAUGAUCACUGAUUUAUGCCUUUUUCCACUAGAUGUUAUGUACAUAUUAUACCAACAGAUUCUCAAAUGUAUUAUCGUGUUAAUAAACAAAGAGCCUUCAAUUUGA